AUGACUCCUCGCAUUGUGACUCCUAUCUACCCAGUGGACGCCAAUCUCAUAGUCUCGUUGCUAGAUAUCCACGCCAGUCCUUCACCCUCAACUCACGGUCCCCCUUCCUUAGAGAUUCUCGAAGCAGGCACUGGGCAUGGAGGAUUAACAUUGUACCUCGCUAAAGCUGUUCACGCAGCAAAUGCUCUACGACCCAACACCAACAACCCAAGUAGUAAAGCGGUAGAAGAUUGUCAGUCAGCACCCCUUUUCAAAAUUGGUGCUCCAGGUUCUCCGAGGUCUUCCGGACGGGAAGACGAUCUGAAUUCACGAUCAAAACCCUCCUAUGAACAUAGUAGUGAUGACCGGCAAGCGGUCAUCCAUACUCUAGACGUAUCUUUGAAACAUUCAAAACAUGCAGAGCAGAUUGUAAAAGGGUUUCGCCAGGGACUCUACUUCAACGAUAUUGUCUUUCAUGCUGGUGAUAUCUCCGGGUGGAUAGACGAGCAGGUCUCCAAUCGUGGACUUGGGCCUGACGCAAAAGCAUUCUUGUCACAUAUCGUGCUGGACAUGCCUUCUUCAUUUCAUCAUGUCGAAAAAGCGGCGUCUGUAUUGCAUACCAACGGUAAUCUGGUUGCCUUCAAUCCCAGUAUCACGCAGAUCAUUUCUAUUGUUAAAAUAGUCAAGCAACUCAAUCUCCCUUUGGUCCUUGACAGUGUUCUCGAGCUUGGACUAAACGUCUCGGGAGGCAAGGACUGGGAUGUACGUACUGUCACUCCAAGGGCACUGACGAGGAAGGCAAAAGAUACCAUACGCGAAGACGAUGCUUCAGGGGACGCGGACAAGGAUUUAAACGACGGCGCAGUGGCCGACUCCGCUGGAGCAAGUACCGCUGAAGGAGACAAUCAACCAAUUCACGAUCAAGUCAGUGAAAUGGAGAUCGUCUGUAGACCGAAAGUCGGUUAUCGAGUGGCGGGUGGAGGUUUCCUCGGCGUCUGGAAAAAGAUGAAGUAUUGA
Molecule: messenger RNA, 996 nt
Organism: Letharia columbiana
Lineage: Eukaryota; Fungi; Ascomycota; Lecanoromycetes; Lecanorales; Parmeliaceae
Exons: 3
Coding region: 1-996 (331 amino acids)
Biological process (GO): tRNA methylation
Cellular component (GO): tRNA (m1A) methyltransferase complex
Source: RefSeq, a predicted model, not a curated record